Messenger RNA from Triticum urartu, 3358 nucleotides. RefSeq names its product breast cancer susceptibility1 (gene BRCA1). Gene Ontology annotation, biological process: double-strand break repair via homologous recombination; positive regulation of transcription by RNA polymerase II. The record is from RefSeq and is a predicted model, not a curated record. Gene Ontology annotation, cellular component: BRCA1-BARD1 complex; BRCA1-A complex. Gene Ontology annotation, molecular function: ubiquitin-protein transferase activity. NCBI's taxonomy places the organism in Eukaryota, Viridiplantae, Streptophyta, Magnoliopsida, Poales, Poaceae.
UAAAUCCCCCGCCGACCCCCGAAACCCCUCCCCCCACACCUCACAAAAUCCGGUAAUCCCCACGCCCGCAGAGACUCCGGAGGAGACCCAGCGAUCGGAAUGGCGGACAUGGGCAGCCUCGAGAGGAUGGGACGGGAGCUCAAGUGCCCCAUCUGUCUGAGCCUGCUCAGAUCGGCGGUGUCCGUCACCUGCAACCACAUCUUCUGCAACCACUGCCUCACGGAGUCGAUGAAGUCCUCCUCCACCUGCCCUGUGUGCAAGGUGCCGUUCCGCCGAAGAGAAAUCCGGCCAGCACCACACAUGGACAAUCUGGUCGGCAUUUUGAAGAGCAUGGAGGCUGCAUCAGGAAGUAAUGUUGUCUCAACACAGGUGACUCCUGCGGCACAAGUUGCAGAUGGAUCAAAGCAUGCCAACAGCGAGAAAAAGUCUAAAAGGUCACAAAAAUCAACAGUGCAAAAGAAGAAGAUAUCAUCCGAGAAGAAAGCAAACAAAACAAAGUCUGCUGUGGCUUCUGCAUCUGGUCCUACUAAAAAGCCUUCUUUCUCUACGAACAAGAGAAUACAUGUGACACCAUUCCCUGAAUCUGAGACACCAAUGAGACCUCAGAAGAUUAUGAAGUCUCAAGGGACAACAGAUAAAUUGAAUGGUGAUGCUCAAGAAGGCAAAGAUAAAGCAUCAGCCUCUGAUAAACUGGAAGGUUUCUCAUUGUCACCCUUUUUUUGGUUAAGGGAAAGAGAGGAUGCAGAAGGCGGCACUCUUGAAACGUUAAGUGAACCACCCUCAUUGGCCACGCCCUUGCGUCACAAUGCACCUUGUUUUAGUGACAUCAAAGAUUCUGAUGCUGGAACCCCUCCUAACACGACUCCAAAUAGCAAAGCUGUGGUUCCGGAUGCCUUCGAUAGUGAAAUCUUUGAAUGGUCCCAGAGGCCUUGCUCUCCAGAGCUGUGUUCUACUCCACGGAAAAAGCAGGGUAAAUUUGAGGAUAUAUUAGAUCACAUAGCAGAGAAAGAUGACGAGGAAGAUAUACAGCUUGGUGGUUCAUUCGAUGAGUCAGGUCAUACACAUAAUGCAGCUCAGCCUGUCAAGAGGAAGAAGGGGAAGAAGGCAAGAGGUGGGAACAGCAGGAAGACAAAGUUGCUGGAGGUCAUCACAAAAGAAGCUGAUGCCAACCAACAAGAUUCAAAUAUCACUAAAAGUCUUGCCGCAAAGUCAUGCGAAGAAAACAGCAGUGCUAUAGAGAAGAAUACUUCAAGUAGAAGAAACAAGGCUGGUAACAACAUCAAUCUAUUUCCCUGUUCUGAUGAUAACUCCAUGGGGACAUUUCACCCUCGAGAAAAUAGUUUGGAGAUUGAAGUACAUGAUGGACACCUCUCGGAAAGAUCUCAGAAGGAGAAAAGUGGUCAACAGAAGAAAUGUGCAAGGAAGCUGGGAACAACAGGGAAGAGUACAGUUGAGACUACAGAGAGUAAUUCUGAGCCAAGAAGUAAGCGAGUUAGAAAAAUGCCUGACAGUGUCAAUGCUGAAAAGAUAGGAGUUACUGAUGUCUCUAGAAAUGAAACAGAAAUGCCAUUACUCCACAGCUUCAUGAAAAGUUGCACCCAGCACAAACUUUUGGAUGGUAGAAGUAAAAGGAGCAGCAAAAAGAGCAAGUUCAGUGAAGGAACGAAUAGUCAGAUAGGGCUUGAUAGCAUGAAAUCAAACAUCACUGCAAAUACAUCAAGCAUUUUACUUGGUAGAUGCCAAAGUAGUGAGGCAAUACGCGCAGCUCCUUCACCAAUGGAUGCUUCAGUUAAGAAUAAAUGUGCAAAAAGUAUCAAACAAACAGAUUGUUCAGAAAUGAAAAACUUUGGAAAGCUCCAAGCUUGCACUGGUAAUACUUUCCUGAAGAAAUGUGAUGACACUGUCUCUAAGGUUUUCUGUGCUUUCUGCCAGUCUGCUGAUAUCACAGAGGAGUCUGGAGAGAUGGUUCACUACCAUAAUGGAAAACAAGUCCCUGUAGAAUUUGGUGGAGGGGCUAAUGUCAUACAUUCUCACAAGAACUGCAUGGAGUGGGCUCCAGAUGUCUACUUUGAAGAUGACUCAGUGUUUAAUCUUACGCCCGAGUUAACUAGAAGCAAAAGGAUCAAAUGUGCUUGCUGCGGAGUUAAAGGUGCGGCACUUGGUUGCUUUGACAAGAGUUGUCGCAAAAGCUUCCACUUCACAUGUGCUAAAUUGAUCCCAGAAUGCAGAUGGGAUAAUGAAAACUUUGUGAUGCUAUGCCCUUUGCAUCAGUCUUCCAAGUUGCCAAAGGAAGUUUCUGAGCCACAAAAGCAAUCCAAAAGGAUAACAGCACCAAAAUGUCCAUCUCAAGUAAGAUCUAGCCAAGCUUGCAGCAAUAACUGGAAAUGGCCAUCAGGAUCACCACAAAAGUGGGUUCUCUGCUGUUCAGCUCUUUCUGCUGCUGAGAAGGGCGUCGUAACAGAAUUUGCGAAAUUAGCUGGUGUGCCUAUUUCCAAGAGCUGGAGCCCCAGCGUUACCCAUGUCAUUGCAUCAACUGACCCCUCUGGCGCUUGCAAGCGCACACUGAAGUUUCUGAUGGCAAUCUUGAACGGCAAAUGGAUCGUCUCCAUCGAUUGGGUUAAGGCUUGCAUGGAAAGCAUGGAACCUGCUGAUGAGCAGAAAUUUGAGGUCACCACCGAUGUUCAUGGCGUCAGUGAGGGUCCGAAGUUAGGAAGACAGAGAGCAAUCAACAAGCAACCCAAGUUGUUCAACGGCAUGCAGUUCUACCUCCAUGGGGACUACACCAUGACCUACAGGGGCUUCCUGCAGGACCUGGUGGUUGCGGCAGGCGGCACGGUUCUGCACCGGAAGCCUGUCUCAAGGGACCAGCAGAAGCUGCUUGAUGACCGCUCCUCUGUUUUCGUCGUGUACAGUGUUGAGAACCAGGGGAAGGCGAAACUCGGCGACAAUGACAAUGAUCGCCGCAGGCAGGCUGAUGAAGCCCAGGCCCUGGCAUUCGCCUCUGGUGGUGAAGCCGUGAGCAGCGCCUGGAUAAUCGACUCUGUUGCAGCUUGCAAGCUGCAACCUCUGUGACUGAGCUCAAAGAAGGCUUCUCAUGUCAGUUGGUUGAGUAGUAAACUGAAAAAUCAAGGAGGUCACUGGACAAUUGCUUAAUUUUAUACCGUGUCAUGUAAUUAUAAGAGUAACAUUUUGUGUUUUUUCUUUCAAAAAGGAGGUUGUUCAUGAGUUAACUUUAUCAUUCCAAUGUAAAGAGGUUCAGGCUCAACUAGUGUCGUGAUGUGUGUGCCGGAAGGUCUCCCUAUUCCUUUGAGCCAGAUUAAUUGCUACAAGAUGAUUAUCAUAAUCUUCUACCACAGUA